This is a messenger RNA of Trichomonas vaginalis G3, 126 nucleotides long. RefSeq names its product Ankyrin repeat family. Gene Ontology annotation, molecular function: protein binding. The coding region runs from base 1 to 126 and encodes 41 amino acids. The record is from RefSeq and is a predicted model, not a curated record. NCBI's taxonomy places the organism in Eukaryota, Parabasalia, Trichomonadida, Trichomonadidae. The transcript has a single exon.
AUGGCUCACAUAUCAAUAAAAAAUAUAUAUGGAAAAACCCCUCUUCAUAUUGCAACAGAUAAGAAUUUUAAAGAAAUAGCUGAACUUCUUGUUUUGCAUGGUUCAAAGAAUAAUGUUCAUACAUAA